AGCUCGUAACGGCUGACCUAAUAGUAGCUUGCAGGCGUCCGCAAACCAGCGACAUUGACGCUUCACUUCUUUCGCAACGCGCGAAGGACCAUGGCCUCGCAUGUGCUGGGGUCACCCGACCUUGUCGCUGCCAUAAUCACGUACCAAGAUGGUCUGCCCAAAGCUUUAAUGGAUGUCCAGCGCCUCGCGGACGCCGUCGAGCUCACGCCUUGCGUGUCAUUGUCCUUUGUUGACGCUACAGGAUACCUUGCCAACGUUCCGGCGCGGUUCGCGUCCUUGCCAUACCUCCAGAGGUACCCGCACCCGAGCACGAAGCUGCCGCACCACGCACUCUUUGUGUCGCCGCUCGUGUACGACCGGGCGCUCGGUCUCCAUUUCCUUGUCGCCGAAGGCAACGCCGCGCUUGUCAUGCGCUGGCUGCGAUCGGAUCCCUCGCUGUGUACGUCGGCAACACUGGAGCUUGCCGCGGCCGCGUCCCAGGGUCCGCUUUUGCGUCUCCUGUAUGCGCAGUUUCCGACGCUUGCCACGCCCAAGAUGAUGGACCUUGUGGCCAUGUCGGGCGACCUCCCGCUCCUCACUUGGCUGCACGAAGCGGGCGCAACGUGCACGUCGUCUGCGAUGGACGGCGCGGCCAUGAACGGUCACUACGAGGUCGUACUGUUUUUGCACGCGCACCGCACCGAGGGCGGCUCGCUCGCCGCGGCGACCGCGGCUGUUGUGCAUGGCCAUGCGCACAUCGUGCGGUAUCUCCUCACAGCGCGCACUGAAGGGAUCGAUCCGUUGCUCGAGUUUGAGGCGCCGCAUCGCAACCACUUGACGUUUCGCGUCGAGGGUUCAAUGCACGUCGAGGCCAUUGAUAUUGCCGCAGAGAGAGGUGCUCCGUUGACGAUGGCGGCGUUCGUCACCAUUGUGGACAAGGUGGGUCUUGUGGCACUGGAGCAUUUUCAGGCGCGCGGGCUCGUACUGCACACGCCGCAUGCACGCACCCCGCGACACCCGCCCCGCCGGAGUCGGCGCCCCGACGACCGUCCUCGUUGGGGCGGCCGGUGGGACGACUCGAACGUGAUGGAGCUCGCGGCGUUCAAUGGCGACGUGCUGUCGCUUGAGCUCUUGCACGAGAGCCGGCUCCGCGUCGGGUCGGAGCGCGCGAUCGUCUACGCGGCGCACCGCGGGCACAUGCACGUGCUUCAUUGGCUGCACGCGCACCGCCGGGAUGGCUGCGGCAAAGACGCCAUGGCCCUUGCCGCUGUUGCCGGGCAUCUGGACGUUGUGGGCUGGCUCCACGAGGUCUACGGUCGAUGCCGGACGCAUGGCGCACUAGCAACGGCCGCAUACAUUGGUCAUACCGCCAUGGUGAGGUACCUACUGGAUGUUCCCACGGGCGACGUUGAUGACUCGACCGGGUCGGUCGACGAGCCUUCUCGGACCAGAGCGGCGCUACCACGGAUUGAUGGCCGCGGGAACGCGUCCGUGGGCUAUGUCACGGGGCCAGCGGCGCACUGGGCCGCCAGUCAAGGCCACCUCGAGAUCCUCGAGCUCCUUGUCGCUCGCGGCCACAUUGUGCCGCCCCAUGCGAUCGACGACGCCGUGGCCAACGGUCACGUGCAUGUGGUGCGCUACCUCCACGAACGGUUCGGCUCCACCUGCAAGCACCGCCCGAUCUUGGAUGCUGUUUUACACCUCCGCGUCGACACGGUCACGUAUGUGCUCUUGAGCCGUUGCUGGUCACCCGACGCCUUUGCGUCCGCCCAUAAGGAUGACGCCGACGGCAUUCACUUGCACAUGUUGCUCGCUGUGACGGCUCGAAGCGGUCGCGUCGACCUCUUGCAGCUCGUGUAUGAUGCAUUCGCCGACGAUUUGCGCACGCCUCUGCCGACGCGCGUGUCGGAGCGUAUGAUGAUCCGCGCGGCGUCGCACGGACAUCUGGACAUGCUUCGGCAUCUGCACCAUGUCCACGGCUUUGGAUGGACGUCGGUCGUCGAGGAGGCUGCGCUGCGCCAUGGCCGCAAGAAGGUUGGGCCGUAUUUGCGAUCGCUUGGGCCCGCGGUCGCGACCGUGUACGACGUCAACGCAUCUCAUUUGUGGCACCAAGACAUGGACGCCAGGAUGACCAUGGUCUUGAUCGACGGCCAUUGGCGUAUCAAGCCCAUGUAGUCGCAUGGGUUAGACGCACCAUGGACG
Saprolegnia parasitica CBS 223.65 is the source of this 2181-nucleotide messenger RNA. RefSeq lists its product as hypothetical. Gene Ontology annotation, molecular function: protein binding. Bases 91 to 2154 code for a protein of 687 amino acids. The record is from RefSeq and is a predicted model, not a curated record. The transcript has 2 exons. Lineage: Eukaryota; Oomycota; Saprolegniomycetes; Saprolegniales; Saprolegniaceae.